CUCCAGGCAACGGGAAUAACAGAGGCCACCUGAGAGCGCCUGCGCGGCGGUCUGUUGAGGUGGGGGUCUGGUCUGGAAAACUAAGUCCUGGUGCCAGCUUCCCCUGAGCAGGAACGGUCGCCAGUGACUCAGGACCUAGUUAAGUACCCACAGGAAAUAAUAAGCAUUCACCAAAUGCUUAUUGGAGGAAAGCUCUGGCAUACCCAACACCACUGUUCCUAAGAAGUUCAAGAGAGUAUGUAGGCUUCAGUCCAGUCCCUGAAUGGCUGGUCUCCAGUUGGCGCCACAUCUGCCUGUGGGCGUUAUGCUCCCAUAUAAUAAAGCGGAAGCUCCAGGGCUCCUCUCAGCUAAGCAAGAGCCCUGUGAAAAAGGUGACUCUUCUCAGCGGUCCUCAAUGGGGCACCCAAGGAACAAUUUCCAGCAGAAGCUUUUGAGCAACAAAGAGCUGAUGCCGGAGAAUCUCUACACUCCCUCCAAAUGGAACACGUACAGCAAAGCUUGGAGCUACUCCUAUCCCCAGUGUGUUGGAAUCAGCCAGCAGGAUUCCAGAAGCAGUCCCCAGGGCCAAGCAAAGGGUUUGUUUUACUCAUCAGAUCCUCAGUCCUGGUAUCCCAAAGCAGAUAACCAGGAAUUCAUCCCCUUUACAAAGAAGCGAGUUGGGGUGGACCGGGCAUACCCACUGAAACCUGUGUUCCACAGGAAGUCUCAUAGUACGAGUGAGGCUGCCAUUGAUGGGGACCAGAAUGUCUCUCCAAGACCCCCUGAACCAAGAGGGUUUCCAUACAGCAGUGUUGGUUCAAGGAACUGGGAGAAUUCAUCUGGGGUUUGUGCUGUUGCUGCCACACAGGAGGAGAGGGCCGUGGCACAUCCCAACAGGACUGAACGGGUGCAGAUCCAAAGACUAGAAGCUGCAGGGGAGAGCUUACGGGAGGAAAUCCGAAGAAAAGAGACCCUCCUAAGGGAAAAGCUGAAGAAGACAGAGGAGGAACUCAGAAGGAUCCAGAAAGAAAAGGAACAGGCUAAGGAAAAUGAAAAAAGAGAGCUACAGAGAAUGACACUCCCCAGGAGGAGAGUUAAAGGUAAUAGCAACACCACAUACAAAUCUACCUUCUCCCCAGAACUGGGGGCUGAGGAGGUCUUCAGCAGACACAGGGGAGAGGAUGAAACUAGAGGAUGGCCUCAAGAAAAUUCUAGUCCACUCCAGUUCUCUGAUUAUGGAAUACAGAAGCUCAAAAGGGAAAGACUGGUGGCAAGCAAUAACAAAAUCCGAGACUUAGUCUCAGGGCCACCAAAAGAGUUCUCUCAGUCUUCAGGAGUGCCAGGCCAUGCUUCACGGGGAUCCACCAGCAAUUCUAAUCUGUCUAGGGCACCAGACUCCUCAGUUUCCAGCUGUUCUACCGAGGAGCCAGAACUUGGCGAAUGUAGCCAUUGUGGACGCAAGUUCCUGUUGCUCAGACUGGAGAGACACUCCAACGCCUGCAGCAGGAUGCAGAGUUCCAAGAGGAAAGUGUUUGACUCCUCCAAGGCCCGGGCCAAGGGCACAGAACUAGAGCAGUACUUGAACUGGAAGGGAUCAGCCUCAGUCCAGGCUGAACCUCCUCGGAAGAGCAACUGGAGACAGAAGCAUGAGUCUUUCAUCUGUACCCUCCGUCAGGCUCGAGAAGUCCAGCAGGUAAUUGCCAAAGGUGGAAACCCCUCAGACUUGCCUCCUAUCCUGCCUGCAGAAAAUCCAGAUUAUAUUCAGUGUCCUCACUGUAGUCGCCACUUUGCCCCCAAGGUGGCUGAGCGGCACAUUCCCAAGUGUAAGACCAUCAAGAACCGGCCUCCACCUCCAAGGAAGCAUCCCAGUUGAGCGGACAACAGUGGAAGCCUCCUUGAUAAUUCAGAAGGCUCUGCUUCUCUUCAGCAGUAAAUGGGAGUAGAAUAAUUUGAUGGAAAACAGAACUAAAAGUUUUAUACCUCCCCCAUCUGCCUGGAGAGCUUCAAUCAGUGAGGAGAGACCCUUUGCUAAGCAGCAGGAGGCAAAAGGAAGCCUCAGCUUCCCACUAAAUUACCAGCUCAGGCUGGAGUGCCUUGUUAUUGCCCUAAGAACGGAUGGCUGAAGACACUCGAGAGGCGAGCGGGCUACAUUAAAGCUCUGUUCUUGCAAGCCCGA
Molecule: messenger RNA, 2155 nt
Organism: Felis catus (domestic cat)
Lineage: Eukaryota; Metazoa; Chordata; Mammalia; Carnivora; Felidae
Gene: ZC2HC1C
Product: zinc finger C2HC-type containing 1C
Exons: 4
Coding region: 263-1852 (529 amino acids)
Source: RefSeq, a predicted model, not a curated record